Messenger RNA from Prinia subflava (tawny-flanked prinia), 3848 nucleotides. RefSeq names its product pyroglutamylated RFamide peptide receptor (gene QRFPR). Gene Ontology annotation, molecular function: neuropeptide Y receptor activity; peptide binding. NCBI's taxonomy places the organism in Eukaryota, Metazoa, Chordata, Aves, Passeriformes, Cisticolidae. Bases 984 to 2087 code for a protein of 367 amino acids. The transcript is spliced from 6 exons. Gene Ontology annotation, biological process: cellular response to hormone stimulus; G protein-coupled receptor signaling pathway. Gene Ontology annotation, cellular component: plasma membrane. The record is from RefSeq and is a predicted model, not a curated record.
AUGUUUGGUGUUUGUUGUGUAGCCCUGGUGAAGCUCUUGUUCUGCCCAAGGUGUACCCUUUAAAGGCCCUUCAAUAAAUACCUACUUUAUUCUCUAGUUCUAGUCUCUGUUUCAGGUCAGCCUUCCCAAGGAAUCAAUUUAUUUCGCUGAAAAUGAAUUGAUGGUGAACUCUUCUUUCUCCAGUUUUCCUUGGCAAGUCAGAAACUCCAUAAAAAGUCAGCUUUUGCUAGACUUUUCUUAAUUCUUUUCUAGAGUUCCCUUGUACAGGUAAAAUUAUGUACUCAAGGAGAACCCAUUCUAUACAAAAUCUGAUUUUGCAGCACUCUCCCUGGUGAUGUGGUUUCCCUAUCAAACAUCUGUCUCUGUGGGGGUGGGAAGUGUUGCUUCCAGCCUGUUGCUGGAAGAACAGGCUUUCUUAUUGUUAUUGCCUUCUCUGGAUACUUUUUGGUAAUUUCUUAUGUCACUGAUUAAAGCAAAUUGUUGCUCUUCAGUGUAAUGUUGUACAAAGGGGAUAUUACCUGUGCUAGUGAGAAAGCCAUAUUGGGCAAUUUAAAUUAGGCUGGAAGAGAAAUCAAUGUAUAUUUUCAACUUGGUCCCUCUGUUAGACCUUAACUGUCAUUACUAUUCAUACUUAAAUUGCAGAGGCUUUUUUUUUUUUUUUUUUGCAGCCAGUUAGCUGGCUGCACCUUAGUAGCCUCCAUGACCUUACCUGAGUAGCCUCGCAAGCCUGGUUGUGUAGGAUGGAAUUCGGUCACAUCUCUGGCAAGAGUGGUUGUACUGCUGGGAAAGGGGUCUUCAGGGUCUUCAGGAGCCUCUGUCCUCUCAGUGAGUGCAAUGGCUGAAGUUUGGAAAACUACUUUGAGCUUUGGGGAGGGCCUGUAGUGUCAUUAGAACAAAGAGGGCUGGAGGAGUAGAUAAAAUCCUUGCGCUGUCUCGUUUGGGCUGGGCAUGAACCAGCAGCAGCCUGACCUGCUGUGGGUGGCAUGAGCUUCCCUCAUACAGGAGGCCAUGCUCCCCACUGCAGCAUCUUUCCUUUCCCUGUCAGCCUAAUCCGAACGUUAGGAGAGGUUGGUUUGGGAGUUCCAGCACCCACCUUGGGCAUUUCGAGCCUGGGCUGGGGACAUACCGGUGCCUUCGCUUGCAAGAUGGUGCCAUUUGUUCAGUCCACUGCUAUUGUAACUGAGAUUCUUACAAUGACCUGCAUUGCUGUGGAAAGACACCAAGGAAUUGUGCAUCCACUAAAAAUGAAGUGGCAGUACACCAAUAAAAGAGCUUUCACGAUGCUUGGCAUAGUCUGGUUACUAGCCCUUAUUGUUGGGUCGCCCAUGUGGUACGUGCAACAGCUUGAGGUUAAAUAUGACUUUCUAUAUGAAAAAGUACAUGUUUGUUGCUUGGAAGAAUGGGCCAGUCCCAUUUAUCAGAAGGUCUAUACAACCUUUAUUCUUGUCAUACUCUUUCUUCUUCCACUGAUGCUGAUGCUUUUUUUGUACACUAAAAUUGGCUAUGAACUCUGGAUUAAGAAACGAGUAGGAGACGCGUCAGUUCUUCAAACUAUUCAUGGGAGUGAAAUGUCUAAAAUGUCAAGGAAGAAGAAGCGAGCAAUUGUUAUGAUGGUGACAGUGGUGUUUCUCUUUGCAGUCUGUUGGGCCCCUUUCCACGUGAUUCACAUGAUGAUGGAAUACAGUAAUUUUGAGAAGGAGUAUGAUGAUGUGACAAUCAAAAUGAUCUUUGCAAUUGUCCAGAUCAUCGGAUUCUUCAAUUCUAUUUGCAACCCUAUUGUGUAUGUUUUCAUGAAUGACAACUUCAAGAAAAAUUUUUUGUCUGCCCUCUGUUUCUGCAUUGUGAAAGACAGCGCAUCCCCAAGCAGGCAGCUUGGGAACUCAGGAAUUACCAUGAGGAGACAAAAGCCAAGUUCAUCUCAGAGAGAUCCCAUGGAUUUGAAUGAAGGCAGGAGGGAGGCAUUCAGUGAUGGCAACAUUGAGGUUAAGUUCUGCGAUCAGCCAGCUUCCAAAAGGAAUUUGAAAAAGCACCUGGUUCUGUUCAGCUCUGAGCUUACUGUGCACUCUGCAGUAGGAAGCGGACAGUAGCAUCACAAGAGGGUUGGGAAUGGAGAAGUCAUUCUCUUUAUGAUCAUUUCGAUAAGCCAUUGCUACUUUGCAUGCUGAAAGGAGGGUGGAAAAUGAUGUGUGGAUGCUAAUAAUGUUGGGAUAGUGGCUGAGAAAAUGUAAUAUUUGUUUUGUAAUGACAAGGAGUAAAGCUUGAGGAAACAACAUUACUGUAUGGUUCCCAGAAGAAAAAAAAUUCUUCCUGAGCUAAUUUUAGGGCUUGUUUGCCCUCUGCUUUAGGUAAACAAAACAACAGCUCCUUGCUCCGUUAUUUCUGUGUGUGGACUGUACACAGCUGAAUGCCAGAAGACAGGAACUAUGGAGAAAAUAUGCACCUUUUUGGGACAACUUGGAAGUCUGAUGUGGGGCUGACAUUGUAGGAUCUGUUCUCUGGAGCUUUGAGGACAAAGCAUCUUCAGAUCUGAGUUCAGGAAAGAUGGAGACUGAGAUGCAAUUCUAUUUUAGGAAAAAGGAAGACAAUAUGGAAGAGUUAUCCAGAACAUGACUCUGAAGAGAUUUAAGACUUAAACAUCGCAUGCAUGUUCAAAUUUUGUUAACAGGAAGCAUAUUAGUAAUUAACAAUGCAUGCAUAAUUACUGUGCUGUUUUUACAGGUUAAUUCUUGGGUACAAAUUUAAAUGCCAUUGUAGUGCCCUGCAAACUGCAUUGUUCUGCUGGAAAAUGGAGAAGCCAACAAAGUGCUGUACAAGAGAGUGCAGAUGCAGGAAGUGUGGUCUGUAAACACUGAAUUGAACUUGAAGUCAUGCUUGGACAUGUGACUCUCAGGUUGAAAGGGUGGUGUUGCCAGUUUCUGGAGGGUUAUAAGGGCCAAUCCAGAGCCUGUUGGAACUUCACAGAAGACUUUCAAUGGAAUAUCAUGGUCUUUUGACCAGACACUUCUCUGAAGACAUGCUUGUAUUUUUCUGUGUGUCCAUAAUUUUCAAUUGCUGUCUGAGAACUGGGCCAGUGCUUUGUUAUUUUAGGCUUCACAGUAAAUUGCGGGGUUGAUAUCCACAUAAAUUCCGAAUGUUUUUGCUCUCAGUGGGCCAAACUGCAAAAUUGCAAAGGUAUGUUUGCAAGUGUGGAACUGGAGGAGAAGUGUGAUCCAGACUGGCACACUGGCAUCUGAUCCCAUAAAUGAGGCCUUGAAAUACAGAAUUUGCCACUCCAGCUGAGGUUAGGUUGGAUUCUUGAACAGCCUGUAACAUGUCAGUGCUCUCUUCUGUCACCCCUUGCCUCACCUGUAGGAUCUUGGUGCUACCUUGGCAGUCAAUUUAAGAUUCUUUUACAUUGCUGCUUUACACUUCAUUAUAAAUGAAAACUUAGGAUAAAAUAGCCUUGUAUAAUUUGGAAAUGAUCUGAUCCUUCUCUCAUGUAUACAGAUUGCAAUGGGUUGGUGACACACUUUAUUUACAUAUAUAUUUUUCUAUUCUAUAUGAUGCACUUAUGUAAUGACAGAAAGUUCCUGACUUGUCCUGAGGGCCAGGAAUUAAGAGUUUGAUGGGUUAUUAUCAUAGUUUUCCUCAACAGAUGUGAGGUUUAACUGCCUGAUGAUGAGAAUUAUGUGUUUGGAUAGAAUCUGUGACUGAAAACUAAUUUAUUUUAAGCUAUUUAUUUAUUUGCACUGCUAAUUUCAGUGACAGAUUUUAACAAGCAUUUAACCAAAACUUCCAAGUAUCUUAUGUUUUUCUUUUGUCUUAUGUGCUUCUUCUGUUGUCUCAUAAAACAUUGUGUCAAUGAAUAA